AUGGAUAUUGCCCGCUCGUGGAAUUUUUUGGAGCAAAUAUUAACAGACACAUCUCCCAGUCAGGUGCAAUGGACGGUCGUUCAGCCUUGCCAAGAGCUGAAAGAAGCAGUCUUAUUUCUGGGAGCACCUGGGAUGUACGAACUCCUGGAGGAGUGGUUGCAUGAGAUUUUGCUGCAGUACCUCUGCAGACAAGUCAGCCCUGCCUUCUGGAAGCAUUUUGAUGCCAUCAACAGUGGCAGUGAGGACUCCGAGGCCCGUGCUGAGGCUUUUUCUGCAGCUUUUGUUUUUUUAUAUGGUAUGCGCUCUUUUAUUUUCUCUAAAGGUUUUUUUUAA
Messenger RNA from Candidula unifasciata, 333 nucleotides. The record is from the annotation of a GenBank genome assembly. NCBI's taxonomy places the organism in Eukaryota, Metazoa, Mollusca, Gastropoda, Stylommatophora, Geomitridae.